Molecule: messenger RNA, 406 nt
Organism: Brassicogethes aeneus
Lineage: Eukaryota; Metazoa; Arthropoda; Insecta; Coleoptera; Nitidulidae
Source: the annotation of a GenBank genome assembly
CAUUACUUUUUUAAUAAAACGCAUCGAGAUGAAAUGUUUAAUUAGUAUUUUUAUUGCUUUAGUUUGUGUUAUUCAAAUUGAAGCAGUGCCUUUAAAAUUGCUUGAAAAUAGUUUGGAAGUUCAGAAUAUUAUCGGGAAUGUGCCCGAAGAAGACAGGAAAGCUUUUUACAAGGAUCAGAUAUUUAAAGGAUAUGAAUUACGUUCAAAGAUGCAAUUUGAUGUUCCAAAGGAAAUAACUUUGAAGAUUUACGAUUAUUUUUUGAAAAAUAGAAAAGUUGAAAAUUUAACAACAAUUCACAAUAUUCGCGAUACAAUUUGCUUUCCAAAUGGAGAUUGUAUCGAUACUGAUGAUCCUGGGGUUCGUCCUUUCAUCAGCUAAUAAAAUGUAAUUAAAAUUACAAUAAAU